This is a messenger RNA of Piliocolobus tephrosceles (Ugandan red Colobus), 1089 nucleotides long. It is a transcript of the gene GBX1, whose product is annotated as gastrulation brain homeobox 1. Gene Ontology annotation, molecular function: DNA-binding transcription factor activity, RNA polymerase II-specific; RNA polymerase II transcription regulatory region sequence-specific DNA binding. Lineage: Eukaryota; Metazoa; Chordata; Mammalia; Primates; Cercopithecidae. The record is from RefSeq and is a predicted model, not a curated record. Gene Ontology annotation, cellular component: nucleus. Gene Ontology annotation, biological process: regulation of nervous system development; regulation of transcription by RNA polymerase II. Bases 1 to 1089 code for a protein of 362 amino acids. The transcript has 2 exons.
AUGCAGCGGGCCGGAGGCGGUGGCGCCCCCGGGGGCAACGGCGGGGGCGGCGGCGGGGGCCCGGGCACUGCUUUCUCCAUCGACUCCCUGAUCGGGCCGCCGCCGCCGCGCUCCGGCCACUUGCUGUACACCGGCUACCCCAUGUUCAUGCCCUAUCGGCCGCUCGUCCUACCGCAGGCGCUGGCCCCCGCGCCGCUGCCCGCUGGUCUCCCGCCCCUCGCCCCGCUAGCCUCCUUCGCCGGCCGCCUUACCAACACCUUCUGCGCGGGGCUGGGUCAGGCUGUGCCCUCGAUGGUGGCGCUGACCACCGCGCUGCCCAGCUUCGCGGAGCCGCCCGACGCUUUCUACGGACCCCCGGAGCUCGCUGCCGCCGCUGCUGCCGCCGCCACUGCCGCCCGAAACAACCCUGAACCAGGCGGCCGACGCCCAGAGGGUGGACUGGAAGCCGAUGAGCUGCUGCCGGCCCGGGAGAAAGUGGCAGAGCCCCCACCACCUCCGCCUCCGCACUUCUCAGAGACUUUUCCAAGUCUGCCCGCAGAGGGGAAGGUGUACAGCUCAGAUGAGGAGAAGCUGGAGGCACCAGCAGGAGACCCAGCAGGCAGCGAACAGGAGGAAGAGGGCUCAGGCGGUGACAGCGAGGACGACGGUUUCCUGGACAGUUCUGCAGGGGGCCCAGGGGCUCUUCUGGGACCUAAACCGAAGCUAAAGGGAAGCCUGGGAACUGGAGCUGAGGAGGGGGCACCGGUGGCAGCAGGGGUCACAGCUCCUGGGGGCAAAAGCCGACGGCGCCGCACAGCAUUUACCAGUGAGCAGCUUUUGGAAUUGGAGAAGGAAUUUCAUUGCAAGAAAUACCUGAGCUUGACAGAGCGCUCUCAGAUCGCCCACGCCCUCAAGCUCAGUGAGGUGCAGGUCAAGAUCUGGUUUCAGAAUCGACGGGCCAAGUGGAAGCGCAUCAAAGCUGGCAAUGUGAGCAGCCGUUCUGGGGAGCCCGUAAGAAACCCCAAGAUUGUUGUCCCCAUACCUGUGCAUGUCAACAGGUUUGCUGUGCGGAGCCAGCACCAACAAAUGGAGCAGGGGGCCCGGCCCUGA